Molecule: messenger RNA, 966 nt
Organism: Daucus carota subsp. sativus
Lineage: Eukaryota; Viridiplantae; Streptophyta; Magnoliopsida; Apiales; Apiaceae
Product: farnesol kinase, chloroplastic
Exons: 6
Coding region: 135-860 (241 amino acids)
Molecular function (GO): kinase activity
Source: RefSeq, a predicted model, not a curated record
GUCACAUUUUUGUUAUUGACAAAUCCUUUAUAUAUUCACCUUUAUUUGCAGUUGCUAGCAUCCUCACCUGAUUUUCCGUUGUGGUGUUCGAAGCAUUUUGAUAAGCACAGUCACCGGAAAGAGCUGAGGCCACAAUGUUUUCCGAUAAUGCGCUGGCCGGUGAUAUAUGUGCUACUGUCAUUACAGCUGCUGUUGCUUCUUGUGUUCUUCGACUUUGGGAAGAAACUGCCAAGCGAGGCAUUUUCGAGCAGAAAGUUAACAGGAAGAUGGUGCAUAUAAGCUUUGGUUUAGUAUUCAUGCUUUGCUGGCCGAUGUACAGUUCCGGUCAUCAAGGAGCACUUUUUGCAGCUCUCAUCCCUGGACUGAACAUUGUUAAAAUGCUUCUUAUGGGAUUAGGAAUAUGGAAAGACGAGGCUACGGUUAAAUCCAUGAGCAGAUUUGGAGACUACAGGGAACUUCUGAAGGGUCCCCUAUACUAUGUUUUAACUAUUUCUAUAGCUUGCACGGUUUAUUGGAGAAGUUCCCCAAUUACAAUUGCAGCAAUUUGCAACCUCUGUGCUGGAGAUGGAGUGGCUGACAUCAUCGGAAGGAAGUUUGGAAGCCAAAAGCUCCCUUACAACAGUGAUAAAUCCAUUGCUGGUAGUGUUGCAAUGCUUAUUGCUGGUUUCAUCGCGUCUGUCGGGUACAUGCAUUAUUUCUCCUCAUUUGGCUACCUCGAGGAGAGUUGGGAAAUGGUUCUCGGUUUCUUUGUUGCUUCUUUUGCAUCGACGCUCGUAGAAUCCCACCCUUUAAGCACAGUGCUGGAUGAUAAUCUAACAGUUGGCCUUGCCACUUUAGUGGUAGGAAGUUUUGUGUUCUAGUUGUGUAUUGUACUUGAGCAGAGAAGUUUCUACUGGGAAACAAUAUUUACUGUUGUCUGUCAUUGUAAUUUGUUGGCCAAUUAUAUAAACACCCCUAUUUCAAGAA